Messenger RNA from Exophiala aquamarina CBS 119918, 1776 nucleotides. RefSeq lists its product as uncharacterized. The transcript is spliced from 3 exons. Lineage: Eukaryota; Fungi; Ascomycota; Eurotiomycetes; Chaetothyriales; Herpotrichiellaceae. The record is from RefSeq and is a predicted model, not a curated record. The coding region runs from base 1 to 1776 and encodes 591 amino acids.
AUGGGCAGCAUGAAACCCUCCUGGAGUGAGGUCGCCACCCGCCGACGGCAUGAGAUCGAGAGCGCGAUCCCCAGCGAAUGGCUCGUGCCUCGGCAUUUACUACAGAAGGCGCGAACCACCAUGACGGCUCUGGCCUUAUCGCGAGUAUCUGGAAUACUGACGGCGUGGGAACUCGAGGUCACGGAGAUGCGAGCGGUCGAUAUCCUCGCAGCACUCCAUGCGCGGAAAUUCAGUUCAUUCGAUGUCACGAUGGCCUUCUGUAAGAGGGCUGCGGUUGCCCAUCAAGCGACCAAUUGUGUGGCUGAAUUUCUGUUUCAGGAUGCGCUGGAACAGGCGAAACAGCUUGAUGAGUACAUGCGAGUGAACGGGAGACCCAAGGGAAUGCUUCACGGCUUGCCGAUCUCUGUCAAAGAACAUGUCUUCGUCCACGGAACCAGAGCCACAUCUGGAAUAAUUGCUUGGGCCGAUCAAAUAAGUCCUUGCGAUGCUCUUAUAGUGCAGACUUUCAGAGAGCAAGGGGCAGUAUUCCACGUGAAAACGACCAAUCCGCAGACAUUGAUGGCCAUCGAGACGGAGUCGAAUCUGUUCGGGCGCACUUUGAAUCCUUAUAACCCGAAUUUAACUUGUGGUGGUAGUACCGGAGGGGAGGGGGCAUUGAUAGCCAUGGGAGGAAGUGUCUUAGGGAUCGGGACUGAUAUCGGAGGCUCCAUACGGGUUCCCAGCGCGUUCUGCGGAAUCUAUGGCCUGAAGCCGAGCGUUGGCAGGUUGCCCCAUAGUGGUCUUUGUGGUCUCCACGACGGGAUGCAGAAUGUUAUCGGUGCAGUUGGCCCAUUGGCUAGGUGUCUUGAAGAUAUCGAAUUAUUCUGUUCGGCAGCACUGGUGAACCGUCCUUGGGACCGUGAGCCUUCAAUGAUCGAAAUGCCAUGGAAGAAGGAGGUGCAAACAUCGACGAAGCUCAAGUUUGGGGUGAUAUGGAAUGAUGGGUUGGUCCGACCACAUCCACCAGUGGCCAAUGCUCUCCAGGAAGUGGUCUCCAACUUGAGGAGCUCAGGCCACAUCGUCGUUGAUUGGGAUGCCGGCCUCCAUGAGGCUCUGACAAAAGCAGUCAACGAAGCAUAUUUCCUCGAUGGUGGGAAAGAGUACUGGGAGGCUCUAGACGCUAGCGGAGAGCCGCCCGUGCCAAUGCUUGAAUGGAUCUUGAAGACCCACGGGGGUCGCUCAUAUACUGUCGAGGAGACAUGGAAGCUGAACGCACAGGUUGAUCUCCUGCGAACAAUGUACGCCAGACAAUGGAAUGCUGUAGGUAUCGAUGCUAUCAUUUGUCCGGCAAGUCCAACCAUGGCUUCUGUCCAUGGAGAAAGCCGAUACUGGGGCUAUACUAGCGUUUGGAACGCGCUUGAUUAUUCGGCGGCCGUGAUACCGUACAGAACAAUCCGGGCCUCUGACAAACGGGAUGACUCAGGAGAAAACCCAGCAAGUCUGAGUGCCACCGAUGAUUGGUUUCGAGGACUGUAUGGGACCCAAGGGUCUGCGAGAUAUGCAAAAGCACCAGUGGGCAUUCAAGUCGUGACUAGAAGGCUCCAAGAGGAAAAACUGCUCCAGAUCGUCGCACGAGUUGAAUCGUCCUUGGUUUCUGCGGCGAAUGGUAUCGACGUAGGUGUUGCAUCUGAAGCACACUCUGCAGAAGCAGACUUUGCAACUCAGCGAUCACCACGGGAGGAUAGCAGCUUAUAUAAAAUCGCGGCCUCUGACCAUGUGAUGGCGGUUGCCGCUUGA